UUUUCGGGUACUGGGUCGGUUGUGUAUAAUGGGUCUUUAUAUUACGCAGAUUAUGACACUUCCUUGAAAAGGUACGACCUGUCCCGGGGGACUGUCGUCGCUCGCAAUCACAUCCGCCACUCCUCACUGUACCUGUACAACCGAGGAGGGCGCACGUACAUAGACCUCAACGUAGACGAAAAAGGGAUGUGGGCGGUGUAUACCACCGACAAAGACAACGGCUACCUCAUCAUCAGCAAACUAGACCCCGAGAACUUGUCAAUCCUCAAAACGUGGCGCACAAAUCGCCUGAAAACCACUGUCAGCAACGUUUUCUUUGUCUGCGGUGUCAUGUACACCAUGGAUUCUUACCAAUUCCGGCUGCCAGGGGAGAAGCAGUACGUGUUUGACACUGAAACAGGCAAGGAGUAUUACCAGAAGAUCGCAGUGCCUAGCAAAUACGGCGCCAUUUACCAGUUAAGUUACAAUCCCAGAGAAAGAAUGAUUUUUGCCUGGGACAACGGGCACCUGCUUACCUACCCACUGCAGUUUUUACCCGACUUCUCCUAAAUAGUUCCUUUUAAUGUUUUUUCAGGAUCAAACUCGGUAUGCUGUAAAACGAUAUGAAAUCGGACAAUCGAAAAGACAAUGAUAUAUUAAAUAUGAGUAAUAUAUAUACAUAAACACUAAGCCGAAAAUGCCUUUUGGGGUUGUUCCAAAUAUCACUUGCAGCAUAUAGAAGUUUCAUGACUGGUUACACAUGCUCCGAUUAUUCAGUGUUUUAAGAAGUGUA
This is a messenger RNA of Lingula anatina, 772 nucleotides long. Its product is annotated as noelin-like. The record is from RefSeq and is a predicted model, not a curated record. NCBI's taxonomy places the organism in Eukaryota, Metazoa, Brachiopoda, Lingulata, Lingulida, Lingulidae.